UUGAAUUUGUAAAUAGUAAGGGAUUGCAUGGUUUCAGGGUAUUGUGCUGACAAAGCCUUCUAUUGUCCAACGGAUAAAUUGAAUACAGUCUAUUACCCGCUCAAAUCAACGCUAUCAAUCUGAGGGGUGGUAUUACUUCUUUUUCUCUCAAAACUUCUUCAUACUCUUUAUCUCAUAACUUCUUCACUCUUUCUCUCAAUACAAACUCUUGCAAGGUUCAACUUUUUCACUUCUCAACAGAAUGGAAGAUGAUGAAGAGGUCGCUCGUGGUUUUGAUAAGAUAACAGACAUUGAUCAGAGUAAAGAUGUGUGGGUCCUUGCUGUGAGGAUUGUUGAUCUUUGGCCGGUUAUUGGCAAAUACAAAAGUGAAAGUCUUGAAAUGAUCAUUAAGGAUGCUGAAGCUGAUGUAAUUCAUAUUACGCUCCCUAAAGAAUUUCUCAAUGCAUUUAAACCUCAGCUGUUUUUGAACCAAACUUAUGAAAUGGAGAACUUUAAGGUGAGCAACAAUGACAGCGUUGUCAAGGCCUGUGAUCAUCGAUUUAGACUCACAAUCACAGGUGCCACUGUCAUUAGCAAGCAAGAUUUUCCAGACAUCCCUAUGGCAUCCUUCAACUUCAAGGACUUUGGUGAAGUCCUGGAUGGUAAAUACAGGCCAGAUUUGGUGGUUGAUGUCAUUGGAGCCUUUCAAGAUGUGACAAAUACUAACAGGGGAAAUGGGAGAUUAAGAUCAAUUACUUUUACCCUCAAAGAUGCUAGUGGCAAUAUUCUUCAUUGUUGCUUGUGGGAUGACCAUGCCAAGCUGUGUGCCGAUGAAUUCGACAAAUUUGAUGGAACUCAACCUCAACCAUUUGUUAUACUUGUCAAACAUGCAAGGGUUAAGCCGGAACAAGCUCCUUACCCACUUUGCUUCACAAAUACUUGGGAUGGAACUCGAGUUAUGUUCAAUCCACCUUUACUAGAUGUUGCGCUGUUCAAAGAGAAGUUUAAAGAUCUUCCAUCAGAUGCUCUUUCCUUAUCUCAAACUGCUUCCCAAUACAGUCAGGCCUCCCAAUUUUCACAAAAUACUGAUAUAAUGUCUAAUGCCAAAUUUCUUAGUCUUGCUGAGAUUUCUAAUAUCAGUCAGGAGUUGUCAUGUGUCACCGUUGCCGAAAUCAUAAAGUUAAAUGCUACAAGACAUGGUUGGACUUAUGAUGGAUGCAACCAAUGCACUAGAAGUGUCAAGCUUGAAGGUGAUAAGUGGAUGUGUUAUCAUAAACAUAAAAAUGAUGAGCCAUUGCCAAGAUACAAGGUUGAAGUCACUGCUGUUCAUAAGGAAGAAAAAAUCAGAUUCAUCUUCUGGGAUGACUUGUCUGCUUCCAUACUCAAGAUUUCUGCUGCCGAGCUGAGGAAAAAGAUGGUUAGGGCUGGUCAUACCAAUCCACGCACGUAUCCAAAAACUCUUGAUAAAUUGCUACAGAAGAAGAAGGUUUUUAAAAUUAAAGCGCUGCCAGGAGGAAAUCCAUGUUCGGUUCUCCAAGUUAGUGACAGUGAACCACUUCUGGCAAAUCUGGAGAAACAAUUUGGUUUGGUCGAGGCAUCUUCAAGUAAGGAACCUCUUGGACUUGAGAUGGCCGAUAUUGGAACUUCGAGUAAGCAAAGUGUCAGUCUUGGUUUUCUAGAGUUGUCAUCCAAGGAUACUUCUAUGGUUGCUGUUGAGUCUCUUUGCGGAGAAAACGAUCUAAGUGUAACUUCUUCUACUCCUCCGGCCAAAAGACUCUCCAUGGAUGACACUGAUUCUGAAGUCGUACCUGCUACACAAGAUGUGCAGCCUACUCAACGUUCAACUACCAAAGUUACUAAGCCUCCAAGGAAUACCAAAACUCCAAAGACCGAGCGCUAGAUGUUUUCCUCAUAUGUGUUCUAUCAAGAACCACACAGGCUGAUAUUUAUGACAUUACUAUAAUGCCACCUUUUGGACUAUAAACUAUGUUUAACUUUGAUAUUUUGUUGGUUGAAUGUCUUGAGGAACCCCUCAUGGAACUCAAUUAUCCUUUAUUAUCUUAUCUAUUACCUACUCAGACAAUUACCUUACUAAUAUUUCAGCUUCAAUGUUGGUUGAAUGCCACUCAACUCA
Messenger RNA from Medicago truncatula (barrel medic), 2113 nucleotides. RefSeq lists its product as uncharacterized. The transcript has 12 exons. NCBI's taxonomy places the organism in Eukaryota, Viridiplantae, Streptophyta, Magnoliopsida, Fabales, Fabaceae. The coding region runs from base 242 to 1879 and encodes 545 amino acids. The record is from RefSeq and is a predicted model, not a curated record.